Pseudomassariella vexata is the source of this 1095-nucleotide messenger RNA. RefSeq lists its product as uncharacterized. The coding region runs from base 150 to 803 and encodes 217 amino acids. The record is from RefSeq and is a predicted model, not a curated record. The transcript has a single exon. Lineage: Eukaryota; Fungi; Ascomycota; Sordariomycetes; Amphisphaeriales; Pseudomassariaceae.
UGCCUGUUCAGCUCUUGGGGAAAUCCACCGAGAGCCAGAGAGACCCAACCAAGUCAUUCAUAUCACAUCAUUCAGUCAUCAAGACAGCGACCGUGAGGCACUUCGCGCCACAUCAUUUUCCCACACCAGCGUUUCAAGCCAGAUUCAGCAUGUCCUCCCCCCAGUCCCACCCAUCCAACUUCCACAAAUAUCCAGCUACGGUCCAAAACUUGAGGCGUGUCGGCGAAUGCUGCGGCAGAAGCAGCCGCAGAAGCAACCUCCAACAUCGACUUGCUGACCUCAUCUUCGUAGCAGCCCUCCAGACAAUGUUCGGCUCGCCUCAAGGGGGAAAUCGGUUGGGAAAAAUAUUCCAUGGAGAUGGCGAUAGACGAGGAGUAGGAGUAGGGCAUCGUACUGGUGGGGAGGAUGGAUUCGUCGGAGGCGGAGGUGGAGGUGUCAAAGGCAGAGGCAGAGGUAGAUUCAGAGGCCGUGGGUUCGAACUCACGCUUCAAUGGCAACUCUGGACCCUCGGACGCCGUAGACGAAGCAAAAAGACUGGAGUCUUCCCCGCUGCUAACAUCGGUAGCCGUGGCUCGCUUGGGGAAAGGAAAGUCGUCGAAAGUGACUGUUUCAGUCUCCAGAUUCUAAGCGUCGGUCGCGAUGGCCGUAGUGAACUCGCCGGUCGCGUUGAACUCAAUGAAGAAGCUGGAGGUUUCAUCGGCGUUUGUGUGGGUCGUCAUGGCUCGCUUGGAAAAGAGGAAGUCGUCGGACAGGGUCGAUAUGACCUCGCGGCUGACGAUAUCCGGGAUCUCCGAAGUGCUUGACUCCUCGAAGAUAUCGGUCUUUGUUGGCAUUUCGGAGGAAGUUGCUGACUCAGUGGGGGAUUCAGUAAUUGACUCGGUCAGCGACGCUAGUCUGUCUGAUGGUCUGGCCAUGUUCAUCCCGGCGUCUGUGACGGCAAAGGUGGUGAGGGAGGCUGCAGAAGAGUCCGACACAAUCACCAUCAUCAUUGUCUGUGGACUUUGAUGUGUUAAUUUCUAGUAUAAUGUUCUCAUGGUUUAUUUAUCACUUACGAUAGCUUUGCCAGGGAAAUACUCGGGAUGACACCCGCGAGGA